AUCAGCAAACACACUCAUCGCAAUGACACUUACAGUUUGCGACGUGUCUGACAAAGACAUCCUCCGAGCGUGCGAGAUCGAGUUUGUUGCCUACAAGGACAGCCCUCUUGCACCCAUACUCCUAUCUGGCCCACUUCCCCCAGAUGCCGUGCAACAAAGAGCACGGGAACUGACAGAAUUGAGGGAAAAAGACUCCACCGUUCACUACCAGCAGUGUCGCGAUGAGGCUACGGGGAAGAUGGUGGCUUUUACGAAGUAUGUUAUCGUUCAGAAUCCGGAUGACGUAGCUACCCCUACAGAUCCACCGCACAUCGGGCCUGGCAGAAACGUGGAAGCGACUCUGAUGUACGCUGGUGGUUUGGCGGAGAAAAAAAGGGAGAUCUUAGGAAACAGGCCGCACAUGUACCUUCAUCUACUACACACCGACCCCGAUCAUCAAGGCCGCGGUGCAGGAAGCCUCCUUCUAGACUGGGGUAUCAAGCGAUCAGAUGAGCUGGGCCUUCCCAUUUAUCUGGAAUCUAGUGCUGCCGGCCAUCGCUUCUACCAGAACCGUGGCUUCAAAGACGUGGAAUUCCUCACAGUCAACUUCACGCCUUGGGGUGGACCUAUCCACCAGCAGCCUUUGAUGUUGCGCGAGCCUUUGCAGCGAUAAUCAAUGCGAGUUUUUGUCAUGGAAGCUGAUCCGACGCGCCAGUAUUCGGUUUCAUAGCACCUUUUACAUACCAUAGAGAAUUCCCAAAGGUGUGAUUCCA
Messenger RNA from Pyrenophora tritici-repentis Pt-1C-BFP, 752 nucleotides. RefSeq names its product putative GNAT family acetyltransferase. NCBI's taxonomy places the organism in Eukaryota, Fungi, Ascomycota, Dothideomycetes, Pleosporales, Pleosporaceae. The record is from RefSeq and is a predicted model, not a curated record. Gene Ontology annotation, molecular function: acyltransferase activity, transferring groups other than amino-acyl groups.